CCUUUCCCCUCCCCAAGCCCCGGGGGCCGAGCUCCUCCCUCGGCCUUCCGCUUCCGGGCCGCGCCGCUCCUCGUCCGGCCGCUCGGGGCGGGUCCGCUUCCCCUCGUUUUUUUUUGAUGAGAGCGAGGACGCAGCAGGCGCCCGGAGCCGCGGCUGAGCAGGAGGGUGGCCGGCCCGCCGCAGGGAAGCAUGGCGUACCAGCUGUACAGGAACACCACGCUGGGGAACAGCCUGCAGGAGAGCCUGGACGAGCUCAUACAGUCACAGCAGAUCACUCCUCAGCUGGCCCUUCAGGUGCUCCUUCAGUUUGACAAAGCUAUCAAUUCAGCACUGGCACAGCGAGUCCGGAACAGAGUCAAUUUCAGGGGGUCUCUGAAUACAUACAGGUUCUGUGACAACGUGUGGACAUUCGUACUGAAUGAUGUUGAGUUUAGGGAGGUCACUGAACUUGUGAAAGUGGAUAAAGUGAAAAUUGUAGCAUGUGAUGGAAAAAACACUGGUUCCAAUACUGCCGAAUGAAUAGAACUGUGGUUUGCCUGCAAUAUUUUCUGUUAAUAUGCAGCACUUUCUGGAGAGAAGCAUGGAAAGGGACUGUAUUCAUACUUGAUUCUUGUGAUGCAAAUGUGAGUUAAUCCAUACUAAGAAGGCAUCACAGAACAACAGUGGAAGAAAUACCUGUAGCAUUUCUUCAGUUCACCACAUGGGGCAUGAAGAACAUGAUGUUACUUUUUAAAAAAAAUUACAACAGAUACUGUUGCCUUUUUUUGUUCAAAAUAAUUUCUCUAAUAAACUUUUAUUUAAAAACUUGUGAAUGAAUGAGUGAUCAUUGGAAAGCUUUGUGUAGGAACAGACAGUAAUAUGUUCUCCCAGUAUUGUCUAAAUGUGUUUUGAGUAACGUUGCAAAUGUAAAAGGCUUUUAGUUCCAGGGUUCUCAUACAAAUAUGUUUGCACUGACUAGGACCGCAAGAAAUGGCUGUUUCAAAAUAAUGUUAGAGGACAUCAGCAAAAACUUUGCAGCUCAUGCUGGUCAGUAUACUUGUCUGUUUGUUACUGCAUCCUUCUAUCCAUAAGUAGAUAAUAACUAUCUGCAUAUAUCUUAUAUCUAUUGUUAGAUAGAUAAUAGGUAUCUGUAAAUGUCGUGGUACACUAUGCUAAUAAUACACUAACCUGAAUAUUAAAAGAUUACAGCACAGCUCAAAGACUUAAGAUUGCACUACAUUCUCAACAGAUGUUAGUGCUGCUUAUUUUCAUGUUUAUCUAAUAGAUUUUUAUGUGGAAUACAUUUAACUGAGCACCUGGCAAUCGGGAUUUCAACAAGAGUUGAGCUAUGAAAUUAGAGAUUUCAAAUGGAUAACUGUGUUCUUUAGAUUUAAAUAUGCCACUAACUCAUUCCAAUCAAGAGACCCUUAAAAUAGUUACUGCACUAGAAGUAUGAAUGUAACAUACAGCUUCUAUGUCUGACUUAACAGCAUGUCCUAGUGUGGUUGUAGGGAUGCUAGCUGUUUUGGCUGUGUCAAAUUCAUUUAUUUUUGACAGUAGACUACUUACAGAUUAUUAGAAACUGGGAAUUAUACAAAAAAAAAAGUAAUGGAGUAAUUAUUUUUUUCACAUCAGUCUAAAUCUUUGUGCCAAAACUGAAGCAUAAUUUGUAUGUUGAAAUAUUCUUCCAUAUGUCAGUGGCUGAGUCUGUUAAUUAAACUAAUAAAGUUUUAGUAUUUCCUUUAA
Oxyura jamaicensis (ruddy duck) is the source of this 1725-nucleotide messenger RNA. It is a transcript of the gene GTF2A2, whose product is annotated as general transcription factor IIA subunit 2. The record is from RefSeq and is a predicted model, not a curated record. The transcript is spliced from 5 exons. Lineage: Eukaryota; Metazoa; Chordata; Aves; Anseriformes; Anatidae. The coding region runs from base 190 to 519 and encodes 109 amino acids. Gene Ontology annotation, biological process: RNA polymerase II preinitiation complex assembly; transcription initiation at RNA polymerase II promoter. Gene Ontology annotation, molecular function: RNA polymerase II general transcription initiation factor activity; TBP-class protein binding. Gene Ontology annotation, cellular component: transcription factor TFIIA complex.